AGUUGGCAAACGGUCAAUUGUUGCACUGGACCGGUUUUCAAUGUUUUCGCGAACUGUAUAGCAUAUGCAUCCCGUCAUUGUUAAUCUCCCUGUUCUACAAUACAGUUCACUGUACGUGUACCAACUAAAAUUAAAAAUGAUUUCAUUUGAAACUCGGAAGUUGCUGUUAAAACUUAUUUUAGUAUCUCUGUACGUGAACUAUAUAACAGCAGGUGUGUUCUGAAUAGUUAACUGUUAUUAACAUUUUUUUUUAACAAACAAUAUUAUUUUUGUAAAUUAUAAUAGGUAUUCAAUUUUUUUUUAGAUUGUGAGAGUAAUAAACAACUAUAUUCCGAGAUAGGAUGUAAACCUAUUUACCAUGAUGGUUCGUCUAAUUGUCCAGUGGCCUACGACUGUGGUAAUUAUUGAUUUAUAUACCUACACCAAGUACAAUUAACUACUUUUAAACCGUAUAGUAAUAUUGAAAUAUAAUUUGUUUUAGAAAAUGUGUUCACGAGAUCAACUAACAAAUGUUACUUGAAUGGGAACGUCUACGAGCCAUUGGCCAGUCUCUCAAAAACUGACGCGGCAUUAAACCCGUGUUUAGCCGCUUGCUUUUGUCAAGAGACACAUACAUAUGACAAGUAUGAUAAGUACACUAAUAUAUUAUAAUAUACCAUGCAUUAGCAUGGUAUAUUAUUGUUAGUUCGAUUUUAUAAUCAGUCGGUGGCUAAUAGUGAUCUCAAUUAUCCGGAUUUGAACAAACCGGAUAUCUAUCUAUAUCUAUUUAUUCGAAAUCGAAUUAUUCGGAUAAUCCAAAUAAUAUUAUAAUAUUUCAACAAUUAUAGUUAUAUUAUUAAUGUUAAACAAUGUAUAUAUCUUUAAAUGAUCAAUUCAUUAUAUAUUAUUGAUGCAAAUGUCAUUUUUGAUAGGGGGCUGAUCCCCUCCCCUAUUUGCACCACUGCAGAUGAUUAAAGACAUUCGAAUUAUUCGGACUAUCCGGAUAAUCCGAAUAAAAUUCAUUUCAAUAUCCGGUUUCGGAUAUCCAAAUUAUUCGGGUUAUAGUGGAAUUCAGAUAUGUCUGACAUCACCAGUAGCUAAGCCCCAGCAUAUUACCCAAAAUAAAUCAUAGCCGCUCCCAAAAAUAUCCAUAUGUAGGUAGAUACUAUUAUAUGUAUAGUACCUACCUACCAUAGCAUUUGCACGUAGGUGCAUAUUAAUAAUUUUGCUUAGAUUUUCAGAUGAUUUUUAACAACUUUUGAAAAAUAAAUUCCUAAACAAUAUUAAAAUUAAUUAAGUUAUGAUUGACAGUUAGGUUUUGUUUACCUCCGAUUCGUAGGAUACCCACUUAAUUUUUUUUUAAUUUACAGUAAUCGUAAAUCGAAUUAUAGAUUGAUAGUUAUACCUAUAAUCGUUAUUAUUAAUAAUAAUUAAUAACUAAUAACACAAUUAAUAGAAUAAUUUUUACAGUAAAACUGUAACUAAAUUUACGUGUGCCAACGUCGAAUGUCCUUCAUAUUUCAAACACUUAAGGGAACCGUGUUAUUAUCAAUACAGCAAAGAUUCAUGCUGUGAAGUCAAAAAGUAUUGCCGUAAGUUCACUCAAUACAAUUAAUUAUACCAAUUCUAUUUUUAAUGCUUGUUACUAUUGGACUAUAGCCGACCCCAAGCAGGUACCUAAUACUCUAUAAAAUGCUAUUGCGCGUGCCUGAUGAUUGUUAUAAUUUAAUAUUCAAUAAUUAUUAGCAAAGAGGUAAAAGUAGAACGUGACGCAACCGUUCUCGUCUUGUAAAUGGUACUUUUUUUACGAAUCCGAAUCACUCGCUUACCGGUCGAUUCAUAAAUACCUAUAUGAUUCCAUAUGUUUAUCCCUUUUGGCUGCACUGUUCCGAAGGUACGUUCGGGAAAAGUUCGUUUUUACUGUCUGACCCUUAAACUAAUUCGGUCCCGUAUGAAAAUGAGUGCAUAGAUGCCAACACGUGUUGUAAAACCUAAUUUUACGAUAUUUACACACAGAAAAUUACAUCAUGUUCUUAAACAUUUUUAAUACUCGCUUACGAUUUUGAAUAUUUUUAAAUUUAAAUCAUUAUGAUUUUUCUAAUGCACCGUAGAGCCCUGUCUAUCGUACGGUCAUAUUAAACCAUUUUAGUUGUACAUGUAAAUAACAACACACAAAUAAAAUAUCUAUAAUUUAAUUGUUUUAUUAAUAUUAUUAUUAAAAGCUUUUUGUUAUUGACUAUUAAGCCCGACAAUUAUAAUUUAUAAUAGUGAUCGAUACAGUACAGAAAAAAAAAAUAAAAAGACAAGUUGUGUAUUUAUUUACAACUUAUUAUUAUUAUUUUUUUUUUUUUGUGGGGGGGUGAAAAGUUGAUUACAUUAUUUAUUUAUAUAAUUAUAUGUAUGGAUAUAAUCAAAAUAUAAAUCAAGCUUUCUGUUCUUAUUUGCUAAAUCAUCGAAUAAAUAUAUUUUUUAGAAUCAUCUACAUCAAUAAUACACUUUAAAUGGUAUUGUAAUAGUACAUACUUAUUAAAUUUUUCAAACGCAUGCUUCUAACUAUUAAAUUUGCAUUUUACUAAAGUCCCAAGACUUCAGUUAAUAAUACCAGCAGCAGAUUUAGCAAAAGCAGCACAUGCUUUAAAAAAAAGCACAAUUUUUUAUUGCCGAGUAAGCUAAACAAGACCAACGUGAUAGCCAAUUAAAUUUAAAUCUACUUGACUGGCCUUUUUAUUUUUAUUGCAAAUUUUGUUAACAACAAGUACAAAAUUUAAAUCAUGUUUUUAAAGAUUAAUUAGAAUUUCAUUUAUUUCAACUGAUGUUAGACUUCUUAAAGUAAAGUAAAACAAGCUGUGUCUUUUAUAUUUCUGUUGUUAAUAUCUGGUGUAAUAAUAAGAGUAUUUGAAGUCACAGAGGAAAUUGAUGAUGUUACGUUAAUUGGCAUAGAAGAUAAAGAUAAAUCGUGUGAAUUCAUCUCGUAUAAAUAAAUAAAUUACUCAUGAAAUAAGUUAUAUGAAAACGAUAUAACGAUUUUGAAAUGAUUGUUUUAAAACAAAACAAAAAUCCCUGGGGGAGUGGAAACCCCCCCCCCCAAACAUAAAUACGCCACUAUCGAUAGUGAUAAGUCACAAUAAUCGGUAGUAAACUCACAACCGUGGUCCCGUAUAAUCAAAUAUUGGUAUUUAUACCAUUGGCAAUCGCGGUAGUACAAAAUAAGCGUACGGACUAGUAUACCCGUAAAUGAGUAACAACUGCAACGUUGCUGUAAAUUGGUCCACCGUAAAUUGGUAUACCGUACAGAAUCUUAAUAGUGAAAAAGGCGCGUACGGAAUAGUUCUUUAACCGGCUGAUUGGUCUACUAUUGAGUUACCCCGGUACCUGAGACCUAUACGCCCGUCCACGGUCCACAUAGUAUGCAAACCCACAGCACACACGGUUCAAUUAUCAUAAUAUGUGAUGUUUUCAAACAUCACAUAAUAUUGAACACACAACCACGCCGUACACAAUAUUUUGAAAAUGGAUAUUUCCCACCAUACUCACUUAUUAAAAUUAAAAUUUAAUCGUCAGUGAAGUUUAUUUUGAAAAUAAUUAUUUUAGUUUAAAAAAUAACACCGUCGUAAUGUUUUAUCCCGAUUUUGUUAUCCCUCCCAACGUAUCUACGUUUACUUCACACAUGUCAAACUGAAAACUGAGAAUAACAUAAUAUUAGAUGGGUAAAGAAAUAAUUUAAAUUUCAGUAUCUCCAUCUCGUCGAACAUUAAAAACAUGAAAGUCCACACUCUCUCUGUUUUCCGUGUACAUUGUAUGCGAUGUAUUUGCAUGUGCUGCGUGUCGGGUUUGCGUUGAUAUUAUUUGGACGCGCCUUGAGGAGGUUGGACUCGGUGAUUUUCUGUCUUUUUCUUGCCCACGUGCAACAUAGGAAUUUAGAUAUAUUCUAUUUCCAACGUACCGAUUGGUCUAGUGAAGUGAUACGAAUUCUGUAAACAGAUUUAAAUUUUCCGUCAAAUAUUACUUGAAAUCGACUUUUCCACACUUUUUAUUUUAUGCCCCUAAAUCCUAGAAAAAAAGGAGUAAUUUAAAAAAUGGAAUACUUUUUAAUUUUUGGAGAAAUUUAAAUUUAAAAUUUAAAAAAAUAGGAAAGUCGAUUUCAAAUAUCUACACUUGACAAAUUCAAAUUUGAUUUCAGAAUUCUCAUCGCUUCACUAAACCAAUCGAUGCAUUGGAAGUAGAACACGUCUAAAUUCUUAUGUUUCCUUAAGUCCUAACACUAUUUCCGGUAGACUUCAACAGUCUAACGUUCCGAGGUUCAGGUGGUUGGUAGAGUAGCCAUGUGUUGUAUGUACGGUUGAGGAGACAAUGUAGGACUCAGAGGCCGUGCCAAAGGUACCCAUAACUAUACCUAUAUAACAAUUCUUAUAACAUCAUUUAAUUUUUAGCCGAAGAAAAGGCGAUCGUUCACGAAUGCACUUAUAAUGGAAACACGUACAAAAACGGGGAACGAUUCCACGUUGGUGAUUUUCUACAAUGUGUAUGUACACCGGAAUUUGAUGGUAAUAACCUAUUUUUAUUUAAUUUUACAGGAAUCAUUUUUAAAAAAAAAAAAUAAUAAAAACAUAUAUUAUCUUACGAGUAAAAUACUAAAAACAGUUUAUAAUAUACCUAGUCAACAUGAAAUAUCUGUUAGUAAGAACAAACUUUUAUUAUAGGUCUCUUGUCUAAAGUUGGAUAAUAACUGCUAGUUAUUGACUAUAAUCUUAUUAAACUAGAUAGUUAAAGUUAUAAUAAACUACCUAUUUUUUUUUUUUUUUUUUUACAACGUUUGUUACACGGAACCACGAUUUUAUAUCUACUUGGAACCGAUAUUGUAACCAUGGAACCUUGGGCGCCCGGAAAGGGAGACAAGAGACGGGAAAUCUGUCCCCCCUGGACUUCAAAAUUUCAAAUAUAAUUUUAAUAAUAAUAAUAAUAAUUGAUUACUAUCAUUUUAUUUUAACUUACUUGGUGUUUGAUUUUAUUAUGCCCCUCCCUGAUAAAUUCCCUUCCAUGCAUAGAAAGAUACAUUUUUUUAACCAAAUAAUUAAUGGAAAUGGAAUUAACAAUGUUGUAAAUAAUUUUUUUUUUUUCAAAUUUGGUUCUUAAAAAAAAAAUCAGUACCAGAUCUUAAAAUUACAAAAUUAAUCUUUUUUUAUUUUACUAGGUAACUGUUCUUAAUGUUCAUAUUAGUCAUAUAUUAUUGAUGUCUGAAACUUGUAUAGUCUAUAGGUAUAGACAAUAAUUAUUAUAAAUAUUUAUUACUUAAAUAAAUAAAAUAGGAUUUGGAAAACUUAAUAAUUUUUUACCAACAAAUAUCGGUACUAGUUUUGGUGUUUAAAAAAAUCAAAAAACAGUUCUAGUUCCAAUAUUUUCAAAAGGUUCUAAUUAGAAUAUAUGUAUUUUGUAUGUUGGUUUAAAGUCCUAAUUGUGUUGAUCUUUUUUUUUUUUAAAUUUUGAUUGUAGUUUUCUUAAUUAUCUAUAAGUGUAGAAAAAGAAACUGACUAACUGACUUAUCUAUCAACACACAGCCUAAUUCACUACGGUUAGAAAUGUACACAUUCACUAAAGGCUUUUUUUCAAAACCCGUCCCCUAAAGGGUCAAAAGUUUAUUGCAUUGAGUAAAUUCAUACUAUUAUUAAAAAUGAGUUUAUAUUUUGUUUCAACAAAGUGACCAAUUAACAUUUACAUAGUGCUAGUUAGAGGACUGGAAAGUGACAGGCUACUUUUCAAAAAUAUAACAUUUCUUUGGGAAACCCAUCUCAUCCCCAAUUUUUAAAAAUGUGUAAGUCUGGAAUGUUUUAUUCAUGAAAUUGUUCAUGCAUCUUUAGAUACAGCUUAAUGAGAACUACUGACCUCUUUCCUAAUCCCAUCCUCAAACCUACCUUUGAUUAAAAAAAUCAUCCUCAAAAAACAAACAAAAUAUGUUUGUAACCUGAUCUACAGGAUCUUAGGAAUUCAUAAAUGUUCUAAAAUAAUCUGUCUAGUUAUAACUAAUAAAUUAUUUAUGAUUAUUACUUACUUCCAACAUUAUUAAACAAUAUUUUUAAACUUAGGUAAUGCCAUUGAUAAAUCGUGUAGAAAAUUAGGUUGCAAGUAUGAAAUUCUUUAUAUGGAAAAUAUUUUAAAACGAAAUGCUCCUGUUUAUUUUGAAAAAGUAGAUGGAUGCGUAAACGAAUGGUAUGAUGGUAAGUUGAAUAUUGGCUCAUUGUCAUUAUUUAUUUGAUAAAUAUUAAAAAUAAUAUACACAUAUUUAUUCAUAUAUUCUAGCCAAAUACAAUACUGUUGUUGAAAUAACUCCUUCUGGUAAAUCCAGUAACUAUGAAUGCAAAUAUGGAGACCAUAGUUUAUCAUUAGGUCAACAAUUAACCAUUACCCAGCAAACAGACUCAGACACAUACAAUACAACAUGCUCUUGUAAUAUUCCUCCUUUAGUUACUUGUGUAAAAGUAAGAAAAUAAAUGUUACUAUAAUAUAUAAGUACAUUAUAAAUACAAAUAUUUUACAUAUAGAUUAGUUAAAAUUGAAUUGUAAUUUAUAAAAUUGUGAACUACUUUUAUUUUUUUAUUUCUUUAGUAUUGUAUUUCAAAACUUCAAUUAAAAAAUGUAUUUAACUAAAAGAUAUUUAAUAAAAUAAUAAAUAUUAUGUAACAAUGUAAUACUAUAUUAUGACAUGAUUUUUAUUUUAUUAAAUAUUAACCGUUUAUAAAAUCAAGAUUAUAGAAAAAUCAUUGUUGACUAAAAAAGAUGGUUUUUUUUCACAGAGAAAUCAUCCUUUAAUAUUAGAAACUAUCCCAUUUGAUGAUUAGAAAGUGGAUUUUUAUGUAAUACUCAUAGAUAAAUUAUUUACAUAAGAUAUGGAUCUUCUAAAAUACUUUAUAAACAAAAUAACAAACAAUUUAUUAUUAAUUGUAUAAUUUAAUUAUAUUUGUUUCAUAAUUAAAUAAUUAAUACUGAAAUACAUAUGAACACAUAAAAUUUGAUAUGAGAAGUAUAAUUUUAUUAUUGAAGGUUGCAAUAGUGAAUAUUUGUUAAAGCGAUUAACAAAGAGAUCCUUAUGCUAUCUUAGCUAAAUAGUUUGUGAAUACUAAAUCUAAAAAGGAACAUUGUGAAAUAUUGCACUAUAUAAUAAAAAUACUAUUUAAAAAUAUCAAACAAAUUUUACAGGGUGUUGAUAAAUAAUAUGUUACACGCCUGUGAAAAAAAAAGGGUCUUAAUGAAAUGUACAUUUUUUCAAUAAUUUUACUUGAGCCUUUGAGUAACACUUGCGAGUGCAACAGCAAACGCUUGGACGGCUGAAAAGGGGUAUUGAAAGUCUAGAGCAAAAUUAUUACGAUCAAUACGUCCAAACUGCAUCACUUGUAUACCGUCAUAUUCGACUUGAAAAUUUUUAGCAGACUCUUGAGUAACACGGCCUCCAAAGUCUAACUGAUAGACUUGAGUUAGAUCAUUCCAGAUAGGUGCUUUGUUCUGCAUAACAAAUUGCUGUCUUUUGGUACACAUAUCAAUCUAAAAUUACAAUAGUAGGACAUAAAUGUAUAAUCAAUUUUAUUGAUUUUAUUUUACAAACUUUAUUUUUUAUUUGAGAUUUUUGAAAUGUUUCUAAAUUUUGAAAAUCUGGUUCAAUUUGUGUUCUAAGAACUUUACGGAAGAAUAGUGGUGAGUUCAUUAACCUUUUUCUAUAAAUAAAUAAAAUUAAAUACUGAAGUACAAGAAUAAGCAUAAUUAAUAAAACUAAUUUACCUAAUAGCUGAUGGUGAACUACUUUUCUUUUUGGCUGCAACUGGACUAGUAGGCAAACUAUGAGCAAAUGUCUCGGAUACCUUAGAGUCUUCCACCACUCUGGAUACAGCUAUUUUAGGAUUUGAUGAUCCCACACUACAGCUGCGCCGUCUUUGAAGAUGUUUUGGGGUUAAAGAAUCAUCAUCUAGUGAUUGUCCAUCUCCAACAAUAGACAAAGUCAUUUGGCGAGGUUGUAAAUGUAAAAUGGACGUACGGUACGAAACUCUGCCUAACUUUUUAGUCAAAUCAUCACACACUCCUCGAAUAUGAAAUUUUGUGCCCCAGACAUUUGCUGUGACUUCUGCCAAACGAUAAUCCUACAUAAUCGUAAAAUUGUUAAAAAAUUUUAUUUUAUUAAUGAUUAAUGAUUCCAUUUAAAUACUUCUGGUAACACAUCAGUAUAACAAUUUAACUGUAAUUUCCGAUUACAACAAGCAGGUCUUGAUCUAUGCCUAUUUUUUCGAUGAAGUUUAGGACUAGAGCAAGUUUCAGGCUCAGAGUCAUCCCAACCAAAAUUACUGUAACUUAUCUGUGCAUUAGCAUAUGUCAUAUCUA
Molecule: messenger RNA, 8340 nt
Organism: Cinara cedri
Lineage: Eukaryota; Metazoa; Arthropoda; Insecta; Hemiptera; Aphididae
Source: the annotation of a GenBank genome assembly